Dreissena polymorpha is the source of this 1051-nucleotide messenger RNA. RefSeq lists its product as uncharacterized. The transcript has 5 exons. Lineage: Eukaryota; Metazoa; Mollusca; Bivalvia; Myida; Dreissenidae. The record is from RefSeq and is a predicted model, not a curated record. Bases 150 to 944 code for a protein of 264 amino acids.
CUCCCGUUUAACGACGCCGCGACAUUUUGCUUUUCCCGACGUCACAGCUAUUCCUCAACGUUAUAACCAUUGGUAACAUAACGUCACUAAAUAUAGGAAUUAUCAGCGUUCAUUCACUUUUCGCUUUGCAACGCUGCCAGCAAAAUGUAAUGAGUCACCACCAAGUAUUUGACCGAGAUCGUCUUCAACAUUGGUUAAGUGCCAUGCUAAGCGACGUGCCAGAAGAGCAGGGGCAGUAUGACCCGGACUCAAUUCACCGUCGUCAGCUGCGUCGAGCGGCAUCUCACUUUCCGGACCCGGAAGAAAGGAACAGAAUCAUCUCGCGUACAGUCCGUCAACUGCACGAGAUUGUCAGUCGCAACGCGCACCAGACCGGGGAUGACAUUCGGAGAAUCCUAACCUACGAGUUCGUGCGCGCACAACUUUACAACCAUGGUCACAAUGGCAACCAUUCCAGCGUCUCCAACCGAGCCACUCUCAAUGCGUAUCGACCAGGGCGCUGGCAUCGAUAUAUCGACGAAAGUGGCAGACACUUAAAUGUGGAUAAAAUGAUGCGUAGCGGGGGUAGCGGUGAAGACAUGGCCCGCCAAUACGACACUGGCUGGUCGUCAGCCGACGACGUUGACGCGGACGACGCCGACGAAAGCAGUAUGUCGACUAACGAAAAUGACGCUCAUGUUACUGAUAACGGCGUAUUCAACGGCAGCGACAACAACGAAGUCAGCGAGCCCCACGAGGACCCAUACUCUAUUUGCGACAGAUGCGUUCACGCUUCACACGACGAGGCCAAUUGCGUUGACGGUGGCGUAAGCAGCGUUUCCAGCUUUGUUUCAAUCGUUUCCCAGAAUUUCAAGCGCCCUCGACGCGUUAUAAAGAGUGUGAAAGCAUUCGUUGGGCGAUUUGUUAGGUGUCAAUGCAUUCGACCCACUGCUUUUGAUGAAUAGUUAUAAUGGACGUUCAAUUUUUUUUCCACUUUUGAAAUAUUUGAAUAUGAUAACAUAUCUAUUGAUAUCGAUAUCGAUUAUUUUAAUAAAUGAACUGCAAGAAAGUU